This is a messenger RNA of Leptidea sinapis, 2126 nucleotides long. It is a transcript of the gene mre11, whose product is annotated as double-strand break repair protein MRE11. The transcript has a single exon. Gene Ontology annotation, molecular function: DNA endonuclease activity; manganese ion binding; 3'-5'-DNA exonuclease activity. Gene Ontology annotation, biological process: telomere maintenance; mitotic intra-S DNA damage checkpoint signaling; double-strand break repair via nonhomologous end joining. Gene Ontology annotation, cellular component: nucleus; Mre11 complex. The record is from RefSeq and is a predicted model, not a curated record. NCBI's taxonomy places the organism in Eukaryota, Metazoa, Arthropoda, Insecta, Lepidoptera, Pieridae. The coding region runs from base 109 to 1992 and encodes 627 amino acids.
GUAGCGAUAUUGGCGGCAGGCGGCUUUUUCCUACUAUAUUCGCUGUUUUAUAUGAAAUAUUGAUAAUAUUUUAAUUAUUAAGAGUAUUGUAAAAAGAAAAUUAACAUAAUGGUGGAAAGUGAAAACUCUUGGUCUCCUGAGGACUCGCUUAGAGUUCUAAUAGCAUCAGAUAUACAUUUAGGUUACCUCGAAAAUGACGCUAUUAGAGGCGAAGAUAGUUUCAUUGCUUUUGAAGAGGUUUUAUCCUUAGCAGUACAGUAUGAUGUCGAUUUUAUAUUACUUGGAGGAGAUUUAUUUGAUCAUGCGAAACCAUCACCCAGUUGCAUGUUCAAAUGCACUCAGCUAAUUAGGAAAUACUGUCUCGGUGAUAAGCCAAUAAACAUUGAAGUAUUGUCAGAUCAGUUCGAAAACUUUUCCCGCAGUGUUAACUAUGAAGAUCCAAAUAUGAAUGUGUCAUACCCAAUACUAUCUAUUCAUGGCAAUCAUGACGAUCCUGUGGGACAAGGCAGUGUAAGCUCUCUUGAUAUCCUGUCUAUUACGGGUCUUGUCAAUUACUUCGGAAAAUGGGCAGACUACACACGUGUUAAAAUAUCUCCAGUCCUUAUACAGAAGGGAGAAACCAAGCUGUCAUUGUAUGGUCUGAGUCAUCUUAAAGAUCAACGUCUUGCACGUUUGUUUGCCGAGAAAAAGGUGGAAAUAGAUCUGAUGGAAGAUGGAAUAGAUUGGUUUAAUAUGCUAGUUCUACAUCAGAACAGAGCGGACAGAGGUCCAAAUAACUAUAUUCCUGAAAGUGUACUGCCCAAGUUUAUGGAUCUAGUUGUUUGGGGUCAUGAACAUGAUAGCCAAAUAUUCCCUAUCAAAGAUAUGAAGAGAGAGGACGAAUUUUUUGUGAUUCAACCAGGAAGUACAGUAGCUACUUCAAUGGCUGCAGGUGAAGCAUUACCUAAACAUUGUGCACUCUUACAGCUACAUAAAAAAGAAUACAUUGUCACACCUAUCCCUCUAAAAACAGUUCGACCUUUUAUUUUUAAAACAAUUGUUCUGUCAGAAGAAAAUCUAGGAGAUGGAGAUGUAAAUGAAAAUGAAAAAGUACAAACAUUCUUAAAAGCUAAGGUUAAUGAAGCCAUUGAGGAAGCAGAAAAGAUGAAGAGUGGAGAUCCAAAGCAGCCGUCAUUACCUCUUGUCAGGCUCAGUGUUUUCUAUGAAAGAGAUGGACAGGACUUUAAUAGAGUAAGGUUUGGUCAAAACUUUAAUGGGAUAGUUGCUAACCCUAAUGAUGUCCUUAUUAUGAAAAGAGAAAAGAAAAUAAGAGAAAAGAAGGAGCACCUAGGAAACGGUGAAGAUAAUACGGAUAUGGAGGCAGUGGUGGCAGAGGUAUCAGAUAUUGAGUCUUUGAUUCAUGCUUAUUACGCUGUGCAACCACCAGAGCGUCAGUUAAGUGUGCUUUCCGUCCGGGCUAUUACUGAAGCAGUCAAAGAUUUUACAUUAAAACGUGAUGAUGAUGUUUUUCGACGUGUUCUGGAUGCUCAUCGCCAGCGUUGUGUAGAGUCCUUACUAGAAUCAACAGCCGAGACUGAAGAUGAGAUAUGUGAAAGGAUGCGUUUGUGCAAAGAGACAUUAGAUGCUGCUGACGCUGAUCAGCUCAAAAGUCUUAUAGAUGCUGCCAGUGCAAAGGAAGUAGCAAAACGUAAAUUAGUUGUGCUUUUGAAGAGAGAAUCAAUAAAAGAGACACAAGUGUUGUCAAGUGAGGAUGAGGAUAACACACCAUUAUCCAAGGGGCGUGGAAGAGGAUCUCGGGGUGGCCGGGGAAGCCGUGCUCGAGGCAAGGGACGUGGUCGUGGUUCACCACAGGCUGCACCACCUCCAACACCAGAGCGGCGAACACCAAAAAGGAAUGCUGCACAGAAAACUCCCUCAUGGCUACAGUCCCUCGCUUCUGAUAGAACAUUACGCCGCCGCAAAGAAUCUUCUGAAAUUGAAAUAUCUGAUUAAAUAGUUGUGAUAAGCAUAUCAAUAUACAUUAACGUACUACAAUUUUGAUGAUUAAAAUAUAUGUAGUUACCUAAUUUUUAUUUUUUUGAUUAAAAAGUAUUUUUUAUUGAAUAAAAGAAACUACAAACUUAUAA